AACCAACCUUGCCCAUGCCCACGAUGUCCUUCACAAUCACACCUGUUUUUCCCCUUCCUUUUUUCUUUCCUCAUCUUCCUCAGCCAAUCCCCUCUCGCCGCCUCAACCACCACCAACGCCACCUAUUUCGAUACCACGACAGCCUAUGAAAUUCUUAAUUCCUUCAACUUCCCCAUCGGUCUCCUCCCAAAAGGUGUAAAAAGUUUUGAUUUGGACCAAAGCACUGGCCGAUUCCACGCCUAUUUGGGCGCGACCUGUAGUUUCUCUCUCAAAGGUUCUUAUCAACUCAGAUAUAAAUCCACGAUCAGCGGCUACAUAUCAAAUAAUAGACUCACUUGCUUGUCUGGCAUAAGCGUCAAAGUGUUAUUUCUGUGGCUUAAUAUUGUGGAGGUUGUUCGGAAUGGAGAUAAUAUUGAGUUCUCUGUUGGGAUUGCUUCGGCUUCAUUCCCGAUUGAUAACUUCUAUGAGAGUCCACAGUGUGGUUGUGGAUUGGAUUGCUUGAAUGGGCAAGUAGACAAGCUUAGAACGAGAUCUUUUGUUUCUUCCAUCUAGUGGAUUUAAUAUCUUCUACAAUUUGAAUGAUGGUCGAAUUCAUUCCGGGUGCCUGAUUGUUGUAGGAUUGUGCGGUCAUUCAUUGAGGACUCAGUGAGUUUCAUGUCGCAUGGUGGGCAGCUGGAUUUCUAUGAUGUUGUUAAAAAGUAUUUGGAUAGGCUUCUGGCUGAAGUUUUGGAUGA
Messenger RNA from Mangifera indica (mango), 734 nucleotides. RefSeq lists its product as uncharacterized. The annotation marks the transcript as partial. The transcript has 2 exons. The record is from RefSeq and is a predicted model, not a curated record. Lineage: Eukaryota; Viridiplantae; Streptophyta; Magnoliopsida; Sapindales; Anacardiaceae.